GAAUGGGUUGAGGGGUAUAUUCGAGACAUCAUUUUAAAGAAAUAGAAGGCACAUUCAUUUGUUUGAGUGCAAGAGAAAGUAUAGCAAAGACCGUUAGCUCAAAACAUUUCCAAUUCCAAAUACUACAAAUCAACAAAAUUAAUCAAACCAAUUAUUCCUUAAAUAACAACAACAUUCUUCCUCUAUUUAAACCAAUCCUUAAUCCAUUCUUUAAUUUUCUACAAGAUUUUCUUGAAUUUCUUUUGUGAAAAGGAAAAAUUGGAAGAAUAAUCUUCAUUUUGGUAUUGGGUAUUGAAUUACAGAGAUGGGGGAUGUUGAUACAGAAUCUGGGUCGUCUUCAUCGUCUUUGAAUGACCCGGUUUCUUCAUCUGGGUCGUUCAUUUUCACCAAUUAUCCUCUGGUUGCUGCUCUUGUUGCCUUUGCUCUUGCCCAAUCCAUCAAACUCUUCACUUCUUGGUAUAAGGAAAAGCGAUGGGAUUUCAAGCAACUUAUCGGAUCCGGUGGAAUGCCAUCUUCUCAUUCCGCCACUGUUACUGCACUUGCCAUAUCAGUCGGGUUCCAAGAAGGCUUUGGCGGAUCAUUAUUUGCCACUGCAUUGAUCUUAGCUUGUGUUGUGAUGUAUGACGCGACUGGUGUAAGACUACAAGCUGGACGGCAAGCAGAGGUGUUGAAUCAAAUUGUAUAUGAGCUACCUGCUGAGCAUCCUCUGGCUGAGAGAUUACCUCUGAGAGAACUUCUUGGUCACACCCCUACUCAGGUUAUUGCCGGUGGUUUGCUGGGAAUUACAACAGCUAUUAUUGGCCAUUUUGUCGCUAGAACGGCGAGCAGUCAAAGUUGAUGCAUAAGAAAGUCACACCCGUCUUGCAGCGCAUUUGAUAGUGAAAGUUCUGCUCACACAAAAAGAAAGACUUGAAGUUUGAAUGCCGAGUUUGUUCUUCUAUAACUUGGCAUAUUCUUCAAGUGAACUUACCAUAUGUUCAUUCUAUUGGUAAUAUUUUAGACAUGUAAUCUGGUUGAUUGCAGUAUAUGCUGUAAUGUUCAUGUCUGUUGCAUAUACCAAACCCCGACAAGCAUACAAUUCUAGGAAAAUGCAAUGAAAAUUACAGGAAUUAGGCUAA
Messenger RNA from Mercurialis annua (annual mercury), 1118 nucleotides. RefSeq lists its product as uncharacterized. The transcript has 5 exons. NCBI's taxonomy places the organism in Eukaryota, Viridiplantae, Streptophyta, Magnoliopsida, Malpighiales, Euphorbiaceae. The record is from RefSeq and is a predicted model, not a curated record. The coding region runs from base 305 to 838 and encodes 177 amino acids.